Molecule: messenger RNA, 1662 nt
Organism: Loa loa (African eye worm)
Lineage: Eukaryota; Metazoa; Nematoda; Chromadorea; Rhabditida; Onchocercidae
Exons: 15
Coding region: 1-1662 (553 amino acids)
Biological process (GO): sphingolipid catabolic process; carboxylic acid metabolic process
Cellular component (GO): endoplasmic reticulum
Molecular function (GO): sphinganine-1-phosphate aldolase activity; pyridoxal phosphate binding
Source: RefSeq, a predicted model, not a curated record
AUGCGUAAAUCGUGUGAAAUUGCUCUGAAAGAAGGAAUAAUAGCAAUAAAAGUUAAUCAUGGGAACUGCUGCUGGUGUCAUUCUCUUGCACGUGUGCGACGUAUAUGGCGUGCAUCGGAGCAACCAAUACAUUCACGGCUCCUCGGCAAAGUAUUUUCUGUAAUUUCUUCAUUACCUCCCAUACGAAAAAGGUUUGAAAAAGAGUUGGGUUACACUCGGCAGAAAAUUUUCCGCGAAAUCCACAAAUGUGAUAAUACCGGUCUUUUUUUUUGGACGCUUCCUGAAAGCGGCAUGGAUAGUGCAGAAAUUAUUGGUGUAGCAGAACAAUAUAACGCAAUGACAGAGCUCGAUGUUAUAGCGGGUAAAGUGAGUGGCGCCGUAUACACCGAUCGGGACAGGGAACAAAGUGAUCUACUUUCAAAAAUAUUUGACAUUUAUGCAUUUGCAAAUCCACUUCAUCCGGAUAUCUUUGCCGGAUGUCGGAAAAUGGAAGCUGAGGUUGUUCAUAUUGUUGCAAACUUAUUUCAUGGAGGACCAAACUGUCGUGGAACGGUAACAUCUGGUGGAACUGAGUCAAUUUUAUUGGCAAUGCUUUCCUACCGUAACUAUGCAAUUGUUAAGGGUAUAUCGGAACCAGAAAUGUUAGUCCCGGUCACUGCACAUGCAGCAUUUGACAAGGCAGCACAUUUAUUUGGUAUGCGAAUACGACAUGUACCUGUUGGGAAUGAUCAAAAAGUUGAUAUAGAUAGAAUGAAACAAGCUGUAUCUAGUGAUACAUGUGUUCUGGUUGGGUCAGCACCAAACUUUCCAACUGGUACAAUGGAUGACAUUGAACAAAUCGCACAACUUGGGCAAAGGUAUGAUAUUCCCGUACAUGUUGAUGCAUGUUUAGGUGGUUUCUUGAUAGCUUUUAUGGAACAAUGUGGCUAUCCGUUACCGCCAUUUGAUUUUCGUGUGCCUGGCGUUACAUCAAUAUCAUGUGAUACACAUAAGUAUGGCUAUGCUCCAAAAGGAUCCUCAGUGAUACUUUAUCGGGAAGGAAAGUAUUUACAUCAUCAAUACAUGUGCUUUCCAGAAUGGACGGGGGGUAUAUAUGCUACACCGACUUUUGCAGGAAGUCGUUCUGGUCUAGCAAUAUCAUUAGCUUGGGCUACUUUGCUUUCUUUUGGACGUUCUGGUUAUGUGCAGCGAACAAAGGAAAUCAUUCAGUGUGCUCGUCGGAUUAGUUCUGCCAUUAUGAGUCUUAGUUUGCUUAAAAAAUCCGGACUUCUAGAAUCCAAAAUACCUUCAUCUUUAAAAAUUGACAACUUUGAAUUUUGUGCAAACUCAACGUUUACUAGUGAUGUUUUCAAUAUUUAUGCCCUCGUGGAUGGUAUGUCUGCUCUUGGAUGGAAUUUGAAUUCUAUCCAAAAUCCUGCUGGAGCACACAUUUGUGUUACUUAUAACACGGUACUUGCUAAUGCAUGGCGAACAUUCAUAGAUGAUUUACGAAAAGUUGCUUUUACUCUGAUGAAUGAUCCAGACGAAGGAAAACAUUCAAAUAUGGCUGUUAUAUAUGGUCUUGCAGCAACUAUUCCGGAUAAACAGCUUAUCAAUGAUUUAGCUUAUUGUUACCUAGAUGCAUGUUACACCGCGCCGUCGCUGGAAGUUUCCAAAAUUUGA